AUGAAGAUUCUUGCUAUCCUUUACAAUGGUUAUGAACAUGCCGAGGCAGAGCCUCGCCUACACGGUACCGUCGAGAACAAGCUCGGAAUUGAAGGAUGGCUUGAAUCGCUCGGUCAUGAGUUUAUUGUGAGCAGCAAUAAAGAGGGACCUGACAGCGAUUUCCAGAAACACAUUGUCGAUGCCGAAGUCCUGAUCACUACUCCAUUCCACCCUGGCUAUUUGACUCGUGAUCUCGUGGAGAAGGCCAAAAACCUCAAGCUCUGUGUGACCGCGGGUGUCGGUUCAGAUCACAUUGACUUAAAUGCCGCUGUUGACCACAAAAUUCAAGUCUUGGAGGUUUCGGGGUCAAACGUUGUUUCUGUCGCUGAGCAUGUUAUCAUGUCCAUCCUUCUUCUUGUGCGCAACUUUGUUCCGGCACACGAAAUGAUUGAGCGAGGCGAUUGGCACGUGUCCGAGAUUGCUCGCAAUGCUUUUGAUCUCGAAGGCAAAGUUGUCGGAACCAUUGGGGCUGGAAGAAUCGGUUACCGUGUACUUCAACGUCUGGCUCCUUUUGACUGCAAAGAACUCCUGUAUUACGAUUAUGCACCGUUACCUGCUGCAUCCCAGCAAGCUGUAAAGGCUCGUCGUGUUGAGGACAUAAAGGACUUUGUAUCUCAGUGUGAUGUUGUCACUGUCAACUGCCCUCUUCAUGAGGGUACUAGAGGACUUAUCAAUGAUGAGUUGCUCUCUCACUUCAAGAAGGGAGCUUGGCUCGUCAACACUGCCCGAGGAGCAAUCUGUGACAAGGACGCAGUUGCCCGCGCCUUGAAGAGCGGACAGCUUUCCGGUUAUGCUGGUGAUGUAUGGGAUGUUCAGCCGGCUCCCAAAGAUCAUGUCUGGCGUACUGCAAAGAACCCUCUAGGGGGUGGAAAUGGCAUGGUUCCUCAUUAUUCUGGCAGUACCAUCGAUGCACAGGCGCGCUAUGCUAAUGGUGUCAAGAGUAUUUUGGAGAACUACUUCCAUGACAAGCCCCAGGAGCCUCAGAACAUUAUUAUCGGGCUUGGCAAAUAUGAGACUAAAGCUUCAUUGUACAACUUGGAGAUUUUCAACGAAAGUCACCAGUUAUCUGGUCCAUCCAAACGUUAA
Molecule: messenger RNA, 1125 nt
Organism: Lentinula edodes (shiitake mushroom)
Lineage: Eukaryota; Fungi; Basidiomycota; Agaricomycetes; Agaricales; Omphalotaceae
Product: NAD-dependent formate dehydrogenase
Exons: 9
Coding region: 1-1125 (374 amino acids)
Cellular component (GO): cytosol
Molecular function (GO): oxidoreductase activity, acting on the CH-OH group of donors, NAD or NADP as acceptor; NAD binding; formate dehydrogenase (NAD+) activity
Source: RefSeq, a predicted model, not a curated record